This is a messenger RNA of Myzus persicae (green peach aphid), 1206 nucleotides long. It is a transcript of the gene Dtwd2, whose product is annotated as DTW domain-containing protein 2. Bases 27 to 776 code for a protein of 249 amino acids. NCBI's taxonomy places the organism in Eukaryota, Metazoa, Arthropoda, Insecta, Hemiptera, Aphididae. The transcript has 4 exons. The record is from RefSeq and is a predicted model, not a curated record.
UAAAGAAAUUUGAUAUUUUGGCCAUCAUGUCUAAAGAGGAGGUUGAUGAUGUCUGGGAUGAUUUUAUAAAUUUACCUGCAGACCCUCCUGAAAUGCGUCAAAUAUGUUUUUCAUGCGAGCGACCUCAAAAUGUAUGUUGGUGUAAUUAUUUGCCCAAAACAAGGCUAAAGCCUAAAUGUCGAAUUAUUCUACUGCAACAUCCAGCAGAAGAAAAAAGAAGUCUUCGUACUGCUCCGAUGUUGACAUUGGGGUUGGCAGAAGAAAGUUGUGUUGUUUAUAAAGGGAAAAAAUUUCCUACAAAAAAACAUGUUGGCCUGUGGGAUAUAUUGUCAUCUAAACACUCUGUUUUAUUGUAUCCUUCUAAAAAAGCAAUUGAUAUAGUUGAUCUACCAAAAGAAACUGAACUUCAUAAUUUGAUUAUACUUGAUGGUACUUGGCCACAAGCAAAAGCUAUUUACAAUAAUACACAACUGCUUCAAUCAAUGAUACAUGUGAAAUUGAUGCACAAAUAUGAAAGUCAUUAUAUCAUCAGGACCCAACCAACAGACGGAUGUCUUUCUACUUUAGAAACUGCGAUUGAAGCAUUAACAGUGCUAGAAAAAGAUGAAUCAUACAAAAAUAUGUUGCUGAAACCCUUAAAUGCUCUAUGUAAUUUUCAAAUUCAGCAUGGUGCUGUAACACAUCAAAGCAAAGAAUUUAAAAAACGCAAUCGAACUUAUCCUAAGCUAAUAGGAAGACGACUUCGACAAUAUCUAGAUGAUGGUGAUGAUUAUUAAUAUAAUUACUUUUAGAUAAAUAAUAAUUAUCAUGGUUAUAUAUUUUGUAUUAUACUUAUUAUUAUUAGUUAUUAUCUAUGAUAAGGACAAUUAUGAGUAGGAACUUUAUUAAUAAAGUUUUAUUAUAUUUUUUGUAAAUUAAUAAUUAUCUUAUCUAAGUAUGCUGAAAAAUAUAUUUUUUAAAUCUUAAAUUUCUAAACACUAAAAAUUAUACCUACAGACAAAUAUUUAUUAUAAUUAUUGUAUAUUGAUGUUAUCUAAUUAGUUGUAACUCGUAGAUAAUUGUUCAUUAAUCAUUAAGAAUAACUAGUGUACUAUGUAAGUACUUAUUUUGGUAAAAUGUAUUAUUUAAGGCCAUCAAAUGGCAAUAUUGACUAUACAUUUAUGUAUAUAGUUUUAUUAAUUACACAGCACCUAUGGUUAAAUAACA